UAGACAAUAAAUUACCAACAUUGUUUGAGAUGGAUAAUUAUUACAGCUGCAUGAAGAGUGAAAAUAAUUUAUAUUGCAAUGUUCAAAGUUCCUUGGAGAUUUCUGGCGUAAACUCAAAACUGCUCGAAUUUGUUAAAAACAAUACAGCUGAUGAAAAAACAUUUAAUCGCAAUUUCGUCCACAGAGCUUUCUGCUUGCCUAGAGUAGAAUCCCAAAAUUCAUCGAUGUUAGAACAUCAUUUUAAAAAAUUAAUGAAUUUUGAAACUCAAAAGUUUAAUUACGUGAAUAUUUCUGACGUGGAAAUUGUUUCUUGUACGGAGAAAACUAAAACUCCAAUGUAUUAUGAUUUUGUAUUUUUACUUUUUCUAUGUUUAUACCUCCUGUUUGUUGCUUAUGCGACAAUCUUCGCCAGGAAAGCCCCUAAAGUCGAUGCGAAAGAAACACAAUUCGAUGUAUUAAAAACUUUCUCAUUAGUAGAAAAUUGGAAAAGAAGAACAUCGGAUUCUAAAAAUUCCGAUUUUCAAAAUUUGCUAAGCAUGCAAGGCUUGAGAUUUUUUUUAUUAUUGCCCAUAAUCUACUUUCAUACCGUUAUGAUUAAUGUGAUGGCUUUCGUAACAAAUCCGAUUCAAUUUGAACAGAUGUUGCGUUACGACAACACUUGGAUGGUUUUCAUCGUUUUACCGUUUUUCCUAAUGUCAUCUUGGCUUUUGAUCCUCCAAGUUAAUAACAUCUACGAUAACCAAGGAAAACUUUCAUUUAAGAACGUUGUAAUAAUUAUAAUAAACAGAUACUUCAGGCUAAUAGUUUCAGUAGCGUUUACAAUGCUCUUUCUAUUCUCUUCAUUAGUGUCUAAAUUUGAAGGUCCCCUAACGUUUACAAUACUUAAUUUAAAUGGCAGAGCUUGCAGAAAAAAUUGGUUUUACUCUUUGACUUUGUUUGGGAAUUACGAUGUUAUUUUAAAUUUGUGCAAUGGUGUUUCAUGGUACGUGUCAGCAGAUUUUCAAGUAUAUGUAAUUAACUUACUGCUUUUAUACGCAAAAUUGAAGUAUAAUCUGCGAAAUCGGACAUUUUAUGUGGGAUUACUACUAGCAGUUUGUUUUUUGCAUGGUUUUAUUGUAUAUCAAUAUGGAAACGAUAUAAUUUAUACACCAAGCGUGAGGAACUUUGAAGAAAUUGGCGUUAGAACCUCAGAAAAAUUUGUGUGGUACUACACUUCUACUUACUCCAUAUGGGGAUGUAGUAUAGUUGGUUUAAUAUUUGGAACUAUUUAUUAUAAUAUUAAAGCUACGCCGAUGAAAUGUAAUAAGAUGGUAACGAUUUUGGGGGGAAUAUUAGCAGUAUCAUUUCCUUUAUUAGCACUGAGAUUAAGCUCCAAACAGACUGAUGACAGAAUGGAAGCCGCAUUUCUAGCAUCAGUUGUGAAACCUUUAUUUAACUUAGGAUUUGCAAUUGGACUUUUAGGAAUGGCCAAAAAUUACGGCGGAUUUUUGAAGAAAGUUUUCGAAUGGAAAUUUUUUGUCGUGAUGGGAAACUUCACUUUCUUCACUUAUUUGAUUCACAUGGGUCCCAUACUUCUUAUGCACAGCUUGAAAGAUUGGCCGUUUUACGCGAGUUCCUAUCAACUGAUUUUGGAUUUUGCGAAAGCUAACGCAGUUUGUUGGCCAAUCGGUUUUCUCCUUUCGCUGAUUAUUGAAGAACCCAGUUUAAUAAUUCAGAGGAAGUUCCUGCCCCAAGUUGUAUACAAGAAAUCCGAGGAAAAAGCUUCGUAA
Phyllotreta striolata is the source of this 1769-nucleotide messenger RNA. The record is from the annotation of a GenBank genome assembly. NCBI's taxonomy places the organism in Eukaryota, Metazoa, Arthropoda, Insecta, Coleoptera, Chrysomelidae.